CGGGCAGCCGCGUGAAGACGUUGCCAAGAUUUAAUGAGCGAACACCUGCCCGGAGGCCGCGUGUGGCUUCAAGACCGACGUCAUUGUUGCCCGGACGCGCCAGCUGAAGUGCGCGUACAAAAGGCCAACAAGGCCCGGUUCAAAAGGGAGAGAAACUAGGAUUUGGCUACGGUUUCUCCUUUUACACUAUUCUCUCUUCAUAUCUCUCCGCCAUAACCAUAAAGCGCAUCGCAACUGUUACUAAAGAACGAUUUCAAUCUCGAAUUCCCGACCCACUUUACCGAUUCAACCCCCUGCCACCGACCACGCAGCCUCUCAUCAAGCGUCAUGGACUCUUCCAAGACAACCCAACAAAAAGACACCAACCAGCCGACCGGCGACAACCCGCUGCAGAAGGCGACUGAUACUGUGAAGAACGCGUUCCAGGCACACACUGCGCACCCCGGUCCGGCCAUCCCCAAGGAGUUCAACGUCAAAGAGGAGGGAACCAAAGAGGAACGCCGAACCAAGGCAGAGGAUAUGAACAAAUAAAUGGGUGCACGAAGCGCAGUUUCCGUACUUGUUGUAUAUGCUAUGACGUUGCCUGUGGUUACGAGCCUGAUGACGACGCAAGUGUUGGACGGUACGAAUAGCCUAGGAAUGGUUGGGUGACCGAAUAAAUAUCGAUUAAACACCUCAUGAAGUGCGAAAUAUCAUUGCUUUGUUUCUAUAUGGCUCAAGGCCUGAGUCGACAAGUAUCUUUUUCCGGAGGUCCGCCGUACCGUGCAGUUUGUAGGUGAG
This is a messenger RNA of Chaetomium fimeti, 780 nucleotides long. RefSeq lists its product as uncharacterized. The record is from RefSeq and is a predicted model, not a curated record. The coding region runs from base 328 to 531 and encodes 67 amino acids. The transcript has 2 exons. NCBI's taxonomy places the organism in Eukaryota, Fungi, Ascomycota, Sordariomycetes, Sordariales, Chaetomiaceae.